Messenger RNA from Corythoichthys intestinalis (scribbled pipefish), 4842 nucleotides. RefSeq names its product gastrula zinc finger protein XlCGF57.1-like. Bases 297 to 1988 code for a protein of 563 amino acids. The transcript is spliced from 2 exons. NCBI's taxonomy places the organism in Eukaryota, Metazoa, Chordata, Actinopteri, Syngnathiformes, Syngnathidae. The record is from RefSeq and is a predicted model, not a curated record. Gene Ontology annotation, cellular component: nucleus. Gene Ontology annotation, biological process: regulation of gene expression.
AAUGAAAAAGAUAAAGACUGACAGAGGUGGAACAUUUUACUCCUCGGAUUUUUUUGUCUUGUCUUCUCUAUUUCAGUCACUUAACUAAAGCGAAGCCUCGACGACGUGUCCAGCACGAGCUAUAUCACGGACUCAAACAUCAGUCAUCUUCAAGUCUCGGCACUCGUUACUUUAGCCUCGCCUAUCCUAGCCUAGCCUAGCCUAGCGGUAGCUUUAGGUAAACAAUCCGCUACUACACCGGCCGCUAACAAAGCUACAAGGCACGUUUUCAAGCGUUCAGAUGUCAAGUGAGGAAAAUGUCCGCGAGGAUCACACCGGCUGCAGUUAAAUUCCAGGAGGACCUUGGUGGAGUAAUAGAAGAGCCUCCACGUCAGCAACACUCGACUGUGUGUGAAAUAAUGCACGCAAAGGUUGUUCUUCACAGACUAGAAGAUUUCAGAAGAUAUCAUGGUGCACCUGGUGUAAAAGAGGAUGUUGAGCUCCCCCAAAUCAAAGAGGAGCAGGAGCCAAAGCCCUGUCAACAGAAGCAACUUCCAAUCAAAAAGGAGGAGGAGGAGGAACUGCCAUAUGGUAAAGAGGAAGACGAGGAGCAUAUCACCAUGUUGACUGGUGAGCCCUUGAAGAGUGAAGAUGACCUGAGUGAGGCCAGCAGAGCGGCGGAGCCUCCAAGAGGGGGGAGUAGCAUCAGCUCAACAGAAGGACUGCAAGCAGACAUUUACAUUGCUCCAUCAGACAGAGAUGGCGCCACGUCACACUCACCUUGCAAUGAUGAUGGUCAUAAGACAUGUCAUGGUGACGAUAAACUCUGCAAAUGCUCUCAGUGUGGGAAAUGCUUUGCUACCAAGCAAACUUUUCGUGCGCAAAUGAGGAGGCACAAUGGCGAAAAGCCUUUUUCCUGCUCAGUUUGUGGUCAAAGAUUCAGUUGCAAUAGCACCUUAAAACAACACACAAGAACCCACACUGGUAAAAAAACUUUUUCCUGCUCAAUUUGUGGAAAACGUUUUGUUCAAAUGGGAGACUUAACAAAACACACAAGAACCCACACUGGCGAAAAACCUUUUUCCUGCUCAGUUUGUGAUCAACGAUUCACUUGGAAGCAUCACUUAAAACGACACACAAGAACCCACACUGGCGAAAAACCUUUUUCCUGCUCAGUUUGUGGUCAAAGAUUCGCUCAAAAUCAAAACUUAAAAAGUCACAUAAGAACCCACACUGGUGAAAAACCUUUUUCCUGCUCAGUUUGUGGAAAGAGAUUUGUUCAUACGGGAGACUUAAAAAGACACAAAAGAACCCACACUGGUGAAAAACCUUUUUCCUGCUCAGUUUGUGGUCAAAGAUUCACUCAAAGAAAUAGUUUGAAAAUACACAUAAGAAUCCACACUGGAGAAAAGCCUUUUUCCUGCUCAGUUUGUGGAAAGAGAUAUGUUCAUACAGGAGACUUAACAAAACACACAAGAACCCACACUGGCGAAAAACCUUUUUCCUGCUCAGUUUGUGGGCAAACAUUCGCUCAAAAGGUAAACUUACAAAGUCAUGAAAGAACCCACACUGGCGAAAAACCUUUUUCCUGCUCAGUUUGUGGUCAAAGAUUUGGUCAAAAGCAAAACUUGCAAAUUCACAGAAGAACACACACUGGUGAAAAAACUUUUUCCUGCUCAAUUUGCGGUAAAGGAUUUGUUCAGGCGGGAGACCUAACAAAACACACAAGAACCCACACUGGUGAAAAACCUUUUUCCUGCUCAGUUUGUGGUCAAAGAUUCACUCAAAGAAAUAGCUUGAAAAUACACUCAAGAAUCCACACUGGAGAAAAACCUUUCUCCUGCUCAGUUUGUGGAAAGAGAUUUGUUCAUACGGGAGACUUAAUAAGACACAAAAGAAUCCACACUGGCGAAAAAUGUUUUUCCUGCUCAGUUUGUGGUCAAAGAUUCACUCUGAAGGAUCAGAUUAAGAGACACGUGUGUGUUGGUGUGAGAAGCAGUGGCCAAUGACUGUUUUGCCUGUCAUCCAUGCUGGCUUCAUCAGAUUUUGCAUGCAGGACAAUUGUAUUCUGUAGAGCUUUGGUGUUUGGUGUUAUACUUAUAUAGCGCUUUUCCACCUUCCUCAAAUCCUGUUGAGAGUUGGCACUUUUGGUGCCUCACAUGUGCUUUGUCUAGUCCUUGUAUGAUGUGCAUCCACACUAUUGCCGAAAGUAUUGGCUCACCCGAUUUAACUCUCAUGUGCCAAUAUAUAUAUAAAUAUAUGUAUGUGUAUGUAUAUAUAUAUAUAUAUAUUUAUAUACACACACACACACACACACACACAGUGGGGCAAAUAAGUAUUUAGUCAACCACUAAUUGUGCAAGUUACUGAUAGUAGCCUUUGUUACUGUGGUCCCAACUCUCUGUAGGUCAUUUACUAGGUCCCCCCGUGUGGUUCUGUGAAUUUUGCUCACCGUUCUUGUUGUCAUUUUGACGCCACGGGGUGAGGAGGGAGUUGAAAGUCCGUGUUGCCCAACGACAGCCCAAAAACAUCACUGCUCUAGAGGAGAUCUGCAUGGAGGAAUGGGCCAAAAUACCAGCAACAGUGUGUGAAAAGCUUGUGAAGAGUUAAAGAAAACGUUUGGCCUCCAUUAUUGCCAACAAAGGGUACAUAAAAUUGUAUUGAGAUGAACUUUUGGUAUAGACCAAAUACUUAUUUUCCACCAUGACUUGCAAAUAAAUUCUUUAAAAAUCAAACAACGUGAUUUUCUGUUUUUUCUUUUUUUCCCCUCAUUCUGUCUCUCAUGGUUGAGGUUUACCAUGUUGACAAUUACAGGCCUCUCUAAUAUUUUCAAGUGGGAGAACUUGCACAAUUAGUGGUUUACUAAAUACUUAUUUGCCCCACUGUAUAUGUAUGUAUAUUUUUUUUUUUAGGGGAGGGCAAUUUUAUUUUUGCAUAUGAAUUUUUUCUUCGAUUUAAUUUUUAAUUUUUUUAUUGAAGCAAAUUCUGGGGGGCAUUAAAUGAUUUAGACUCAAAUGUCGUAUGCGCAAUAUGGCCCAGACACAAAAAGGAUUGCUUCAAUCAAAAAAAACAUUUAAUACAAAUUGAAAUGUUCAAAUGUAAAUUUUCGAGUCAAAUAUUUCUUUCCCUUUCAACAUUUUUCCUAUGAUUGAAAAAAUAAAAAGUUUUUAGAUUGAAGUCAUUUUUCUAUUGAAAAUAUUUUCUUUUGUUUGACGCAACUUAUUUUGUGAUUGAAUUAUUAAGACACAAAUGUCCUACCCAAAAUGUGGCUCAAACUCAAAAUUAAAUUACUUCAUAAAGUUUUCAAAUGCUUUUUUUUUAGUCUCAAAUGUAUUUUUGCAUUCAAACACAUAUUUUCUUUUUUUAAUUGAAGUGACUUAUUUUGAUUGAAGCAACUUUUUAUUUUGAUUGAAUACUAAAGAUACAAAUCUACCUCCAUAAUAAGAAAUCUUAGAGUAAAAUUGAAGUAACUUGAGGCCGGUGUCGAGGCGAAAAAUUGCCGUCCCGCGUGAAAUGUCCCCCCUGACGGGAACGCUUAUUUAUAACGCUUUAUUGAGGUGAAAACAUCAAAUGUUUUCAUGGACGCAUUACAGUAAUGGAUUUACGACUGUAAAAUCAGUUUAAAAUAAGUUACACAAAAUACUAGUACUGUAUUUGAGUAACAAACUGUGGACUGGGCCAUAUAACCAUCUUUGAACAGAAAUGAAAUAGUCUACAAGUUUUCACGACCAUAUCCCAAUGACAAUCACACAGGUAUGAAAUUUAUUAGUUCACACAGAGUAAAAUAAUACAUAUUCACGGUACAAGAAAAUUGUUUCCAUGUCCAUCGAUUGGUAAGAAAAAGCUGUUUGUACGAGUGAAGUGUGGGCGCUCAAUACUAAAAUAAAUAAACAAAUAAAUAAAAUAAACGCUCAAUAAAGCGUUAUAAAUAAGCGUUCCCGUCAGAGGGACAUUUCACGCAGGGCGGCUAUUACUCGGCACAACACCGGGCCGAGUGUCCUCAUUUUUGGAAAUCAAAAUAUGGUAAAUCUAGCCAUAUUAAGGUUUAAAAGCGGAACUUCAAACCACCCGGGAGUUUACCGCCAUACCCAAAUUUCCCCAAUGGAGAAUCAAUAAAGGAUUAUUUUUAUGAUUCAAAACGAUAGACAUCCAAUUCAUUUAAACAGGGAGGUCUAGCCUUGAAUGCUCAUCUUUUAAUUCAAAUACCAUGAGGACAAAAAAUGAAUAGUAUUUUCCGAAUCGGUGAACCAACCUGGUCAUGUGCAAGGCACAACUUUUACUUGAAUUUUGCAAAAAAUCUAGCGUUGAAGUUGUCGCUGGUCGUUUGCGCCACAAAGUUCCGCCUUGAACUUUGCAGCCGGUGCGUUCUUGCGCGCAUUUUACACACUUUAGAAGGCUCCAACUUGAUGUUCAAGCGUCGAACCACGUUGGUCUGUGUUCGCAAGCUAAGCUAAGUUAAACUAAACUAAACUAAGCUAAGAUAAGUAUGCUCCGAAGCUUCAACACGCAUAAAGACCACUUGAAGUUGGACGGACCAAAUCUUUCGGUUUUGUUCCAGUCAAAUGGUUCUGAACUUCCUGCGUCGCGAACUUAGUGGGUUAACUCUGCACAAAAAGCAGCAUGUUGCUGAGCACGUUUAAUUUUCCGCAAGGGUAACUAUGGAGAUAGAAUAGUGCCAAAAGAAGUGAGGUUAUAAAAUGAAAAUUAUCCCUGUAAAAUGACCAAUUUUACCUAAAAAAAACCUUGUAUUUCCAACAUGAAAAAAACUCGAAGGAAUAAAUUGUUCUACAGGUUGUUUUUUGCUGUUUGCAAGUUUUUCUUUUGUUCUACAGGUGUUUUUUCUUCACUACGGGUUAAAAAUGA